AAUCCCGUGCUGUUGUCGUCAGCCAAGAUUUCUUUCAUUACCUUGUUCUCAUUUCAGCUCAGAGAAAUAUCGGAUGAUCAUAUUCCGUCGGCUAACGAAGAACUUCACGCGCGGAUGGCUCGAACCCAGUCGUUGAGGGACAUCACUACGAAAUUUGAGAAACUCGCUGCUUCUCCCUUAAAAUCAGAUGUGACGGAUCGUCCUCAAAUACCAUCCAAUUCCGUUACGGAACGAUUGUCCUUGUUUGAGUCGAAAUUAAGUUCCUCGGCGGCUGUCCUAUCUGGAAACAGUGGCAACCCCGAUCAAAACGCUGCAACACAUGCCUCCAUAUGUGAGCAGCAAAACGUUAGUAAGGAAUCUCUGCUGGCGCUUUAUCGCAAUUUAGAAGACCACCUGCAGAAGCUGCGUAGUGAAAGAGCGGGCCGCAUAACAAAGACUUCUCGAACUAAUUCUCAGCAUGUGAAUCUGAUACAGCUCAGUGAUGCGAUGCAGCAGUUUCAUAAUAUCUGCGCUGUUUAUGCAGAACAAGUCACACCGCACAGCAAAUUCAGAUAUCGUGAGCUGCUGAAUCGCAUUGAACUGUUUAUGCGGCAGCUUAGAUCCUGUGCUACAAGUUCGGUUAAUCCUGAGCUUGCGGAAUCACAUAUACUUCCACAAUUUGAAGCUACUCUUCACCAAAUCCAUCAACUUAUCAAUCGCUAG
Ostertagia ostertagi is the source of this 702-nucleotide messenger RNA. NCBI's taxonomy places the organism in Eukaryota, Metazoa, Nematoda, Chromadorea, Rhabditida, Trichostrongylidae. The record is from the annotation of a GenBank genome assembly.